Chelmon rostratus (copperband butterflyfish) is the source of this 998-nucleotide messenger RNA. Its product is annotated as protein lifeguard 2-like. The coding region runs from base 115 to 945 and encodes 276 amino acids. The transcript has 12 exons. Lineage: Eukaryota; Metazoa; Chordata; Actinopteri; Chaetodontiformes; Chaetodontidae. Gene Ontology annotation, biological process: negative regulation of apoptotic signaling pathway. The record is from RefSeq and is a predicted model, not a curated record. Gene Ontology annotation, cellular component: endoplasmic reticulum; Golgi apparatus; membrane.
ACAGUUCAGCUCGACUCUGCAAGAACUACAUUAUUCAGAAAGGAGACAUCAGAGCCCCACUGACUGUUGAUAUACAGAACAACACACGCUACUGCAGGACGACAGAGGGCCAUAAUGACACAGGGCAAGCUGUUACUUGCGAACAAGACCACUAAUGGCUCCUCCAGUGGACAGGACUUAGUGUCACCAGCUCCUCCCACCUAUGAGGAAGCCACUGCAGGCACCAGUGCUCCGUGCUACAAUGAUGUUGAGAUGCUCACAGAGUUCACCUGGGAUGAUCGCAACAUCAGGAGGGUCUUCAUCCGUAAGGUGUACGCCAUCUUGAUGAUCCAGCUUUUGGUCACUCUCGCUAUUGUGGCUCUUUUCACAUUCUGUGCCCCUGUGAAGGACUACAUUCAAACCAACCCUGGGUGGUACUGGGCCUCUUAUGCUGUGUUCUUUGUCACAUAUCUGACCCUAUCUUGCUGCUCUGCACCACGGCGACAGUUUCCAUGGAAUCUGAUUCUGCUUGCCAUCUUUACCCUGUCACUCUCCUACAUGACAGGGAUGUUGUCCAGCUACUAUAACACCAAGUCAGUGGUGAUGUGUCUGGGCAUCACAGCAGCAGUCUGUCUCCUGGUCACCAUCUUCAGCUUCCAAACGAAGUUUGACGUGACAUCAUACCAAGGCGUGCUCUUUGUCUUCUGCAUGGUCAUGUUCAUCUCGGGACUGGUGCUGGCACUCGUCCUCCCCUUUCAAUAUGUACCCUGGUUGGAUGCCAUCUACGCUGCCUUGGGAGCCAUACUGUUUACCAUGUUUUUGGCAUUUGACACCCAGCUCCUCAUGGGGAACAAGCGCUACACCAUGAGUCCAGAGGAGUAUGUCUUUGCCACUCUCAACAUCUACCUAGAUAUCAUCUACAUCUUCUCCUUCUUCCUCCAAAUCUUUGGAACAAAACGGGAGUAAACCAUCACCACACCUUUCUUACAUACAGAGAGGGGAUGCACCAGUAUGGCAAU